This is a messenger RNA of Ilex paraguariensis (yerba mate), 1554 nucleotides long. The record is from the annotation of a GenBank genome assembly. Lineage: Eukaryota; Viridiplantae; Streptophyta; Magnoliopsida; Aquifoliales; Aquifoliaceae.
AUGGCACCAAACCCCCUUGACCUUCUCACCCCACUCUCUCUCCUACUCCUACUCCUACUCCUCCCCUCAUUCACCCUCACCUCCUCUCUCUCUCCACCCUCCACCACCACCUUCACCCUUGACCCCAACCAACUCAAGGCCCUCCAAUCCAUCAACUUCCCCACCUCCACAGACCCUUGCUCCCCACCCACACAUCUCCACAACUCCACCACCUGUGACUCCUCCAAGCCAUUCCAUCACCUCCUCUCUCUCCGCCUCUCCAACUGCUCCUACAACGUUACAUUGUCCACCACUGCCCUCAAAUCUCUGUCCAGUCUCACAGAUUUGCAGUUCAUCAACUGCCCAAUCUCCCCUGUUCGCUUCCCUUCUGAACUCACUGCCAAUUUACGCUCUUUCACUUGCAUCAAUUGCCUUAAAACACUCACCGGCGACGGGCUAAAUCAGUUACAAAAUCUAACCACCUUAACCAUCUCUGGUGUGAAUAUUGCUGACGCUACUCUUUCUAUGAUUCUUGGUACAAUGAAAAACCUGAACUUUGUGUCAAUCUCUCAAACAGGUCUCACUGGGUAUCUUCCAGACCACUGGCAAACCAAACUUACCCAAAUUGAUUUGUCUUCCAAUAACCUCAAAGGGAAAAUACCCAGUUCCUUAAGUCGCAUAGAGAACCUUGAAUACUUGGAUCUCUCAUCAAAUUCUCUUUAUGGCGAAAUACCCGGUUCGUUUGGGGACUUUAUCUCUCUCCAAAAUGUGUCAUUAGCUUCAAACUCACUGUUUGGACAGAUCCCUGACUCAUUGGCAAUGAUCUCAGGCUUGGUACAUCUUGAUCUGGGGUCUAAUCAGCUCAAUGGGACAAUUCCAGGGUUCCUUUCGGAGAUGAAACAAUUGAAGUACUUGAAUCUUGAGAAGAAUAAUUUUGAAGGGGUGUUGCCAUUCAAUGGUUCAUUUAUAAAGAGAUUGGAAGUGUUCAAAGUGGGUGGGAAUAGCCAACUUUGUUUCAAUGAUUCAACUAUUUCUUCUAAAGAGCAUGGAAUUGACCGUUGUCGCAAACGUAGAAUGCAUGCAGCAAGUAAGAUUGUUCUUGGUGUGGCAAUUGGGCUUUCAUCAAUUGUCUUUGUCAUAAUUUUCUUAGUCGUGCUUUCUAAAUAUUGUUGAUUGGGCAUAGGACUGUUGGUUCAUUUAGCUUAGGCAGAAGUGGUAAUUUCUCAUGAGUGAUUGGCUUUCACUGGUACUUUGUUAUGUUGCAUCUCGCAUUGGCAACAACACUUGAUGUAUGCAGUCAGUAGGAAGGCAUUGAUGUAUGAAGUCAACCAUGAAUGUAAAAGUUCACCCGAGAUACUUCUAUUUCUAUAGCAACCAAAUGGGGAAGGCACUGUCAUUUCUAGCUUUGCAACUACCGAAUGUGGGGAAUGAGUUCGGUCCCAUGGGAGAGACUCCUAUUCAUCAGGUUUCUAACCAAUGAUCACUCAACUCUACUCAACACUCUCGAUCAUUACUUCUCGAUCACUUGGAACAAAGAUUUUUUUGUCCUUUAAUACUUAAUUUAAUAUAAGUCUA